Messenger RNA from Amborella trichopoda, 4420 nucleotides. RefSeq lists its product as uncharacterized. Gene Ontology annotation, molecular function: protein binding. Lineage: Eukaryota; Viridiplantae; Streptophyta; Magnoliopsida; Amborellales; Amborellaceae. The record is from RefSeq and is a predicted model, not a curated record.
AUCCUGACUUGUGGUCUUAAUUUCAGGUCCUCAGCUUCUCCUUAUCUCUUCCCCAAAAAUAAUUGGAAGUUACAAUUUGUAAGUCAUUCACUAGAAACUAGAUAAAGAAGCCCCAAUAAAUCAAACAAUUUUGAACUUCAAUUUAUUCACCAGAAACUAGACAGAGAAGGCCCCCAUAGAUUUCACCCAGAUUCCAAGGCUAUUUUCUCUCUCCAUCAGUUCUCACAGGUACUGUUCCUGUAUAUUUCUGAAAUUCAAUUCAGAUUUAUGGCAUCCUUCCUGCAACUCUCUCAUAAUUUUUUCUCACUAUAACAGCUGGAACACAGAAACCAUGCUUCUCACCCAGUUCUCUCUCGCAUAACUGUCUCAUCCUUGGUCAUCUCCAUUAAAUUCCAAAAAUCAUGGCCAUUGUCCUCCUUGAAUCCAUCUCUAAGUGCCCUCUAUUGCCCAUCCAAACAAAACCCAUUAACCACAUUGAUCACUUUUUCAAGCUUCCCAUGGUCCACAACAGAAGCCCACUCAGAGCUUUGGCAGAAAGCGCCACCUGUGAUAGGACUUUUAGAUCAAACCAACUCAAUUCUUCUGAUUUCAAUGAAACCCAUUACAUAAAACUCCUGAAUCGAUCAUGCAAAUCAGGAAAACUCAGUGAAACUCUGUAUUUUCUUGACUACAUGGUGAACAAAGGCCACCACCCAGAUGUAAUCCUAUGCACCAAGCUUAUCAAAGGUUUUUGCAGUGCAAAAAAUGCUGAAAAAGCUAUGAGAGUGAUGAAGAUUCUAGAGAGCUAUGGAAACCCUGAUAUCUUUGCCUACAAUACUCUGAUAAAUGGAUUAUGCAAGUUGAAUUUGAUUGAUUCUGCAACCAAGACUUUCAAUCGGAUGCUUGAAACACAAUGCCACCCUGAUAUUGUUACUUAUAAUAUAUUGAUAGGUAGCUUGUGUAGUAGAGGAGAACUAGAUUUGGCCAUGAAAUUUUUAGAUAGAUUAUUGGAGAACAAUUGUAGCCCAACUGUGGUCACUUAUACUAUACUAAUUGAAGCAACAUGCAACAUCGGCGGAAUUGAUGAGGCCAUGAAGCUUUUAGAUGAAAUGUUAGCGAGAAAUCUUCAUCCUGAUAUGUUCACUUACAAUGUGAUUAUCAGAGGCAUGUGUAAAGAGGGAAAGUUAGAUGUGGCCUUGGAGCUUUUCAGAACCAAAGUAAAUUGUGAACCUGACACAAUCUCUUAUAACAUUUUGUUGAGGGCUCUUUUGAGUCAACAGAGAUGGGGUGAUGCCGAGAAUAUCUUAUCAGAGAUGAUUAGCAAUGGCUAUGAGCCCAAUGUGGUCACAUAUAGUAUCAUAAUUGGGGCUCUUUGCCAAGAGGGUAAAGUGAACCAGGCUAUUGAUAUCUUGAAGGACAUGAUGGAGAGAGGACUAAAACCCGAUUCAUACAGUUAUGAACCGUUGAUUUCAGCAUUUUGCAGAGAGGGAAAACUGGACAUGGCUAUAUCAUUCAUAGAGCACAUGAUCUGUAAUGGUUGUGAGCUUGAUAUCAUAAAUUAUAACACUCUUCUAUCAGCUUUUUGCAAGGUGGGUGAGGCCAAUGAAGCCCUAGAAAUUCUUGAGAAUCUCUGGGAAACUAGGUUGUGUUCUCCUGAUGCGAGUUCUUAUAACACUGUGAUCUAUGGGCUGUGGAGUAAUGGUGAUCAACUGCGAGCCUUGAAGCUUGUCCGUGUUAUGGUUGGUAGAGGGGUUGACCCUGACAACAUCACUUACAACAUACUUAUUAAUUGUCUAUGUCGAGAUGGUUUGGUGGACCAUGCUUUGAUCCUAUUGGAAGAUAUGAAGAGAGCGGGGUUUGAACCCACUGUGAUUACAUACAACACUGUGAUUUUGGGGCUGUGCAAAAUGCAUAGGAUUGAUAUGUGUAUUGAUAUGCUUGCAAAGAUGGUAGAAAGAGGGUGCCUGCCAAUCGAAGCGACUUAUGUAAUACUAAUUGAGGGAGUAGCAUAUGAUGGGUUGUUAGCUGAGGCAGUAGGAUUGGUGGAGGCACUUCUCACUAGAGGGGUUUUCUCCAAGGAGUCAUUGAAGAGGCUGUAUAAGACCCUUUCCAUGCUUGAAUCUUACAAGCAUUCAUCACAUUUGGAUAACAAGAAGUUGAUGGAGAAGACUCAUGAGGAGUUCCCUUGCAAGCACUCUAAGCAGAGUCAAACUCAAGAAUUGUGGAGUCAAUCCGAAGCGGUAAAUAUGGCUUUUUCCAUUGAUUUUCAUCAGUUAAUAGGAAGCCCAACAAGCUUUUAUGAAUUCUUGUUGAUGCCAAAUUCCAAUAGCAUUAGAUUAUGCCAACCCAAAUUGGAAUUUGGUGUUGGGACCAAUUUUUUCAGAAGAAAAAGUUCACUUUUUCGAUGUCGAGGACAUCAGGGAAGUGUUUGCAUUGAUAAAAUCAAUCAAUAUGAGGGACUAGCUGAAAAACUAAUGGCUACCCAUCAAAAACUUGCUGAUUUUGAUAGAAAGAACCCACCAUUUCCUAGGAGUUCUUUUUCAGAAGGACCCUAUAACGAGAACAAUCAAGACUCAAACAAUGCAAUCAUUCAAUCUUUUUGCAGGCAUGGAAGAUUGGUCGAGGCCUCUAAUCUCAUAGAGAUCAUGACUCGUAUUAGCCAGAUCCCAGACUUUCAUUCAUGUAUAAGCAUAAUUAGGGGGUUGAUAAAGGGUGAAAGAGUCGACAAAGCUGUAAGGGUUCUACGCCUAAUGGUUAUGUCAGGUGGGGUUCCUGAUAUAAUCACAUAUAACAUGCUUAUCAGUGGUUUAUGUCGAAAAGGGCAGUUAAAAACCACUAUCUCUAUUCUAGAUGACAUGAGUGCUAGUGGUUGUGCCCCUGAUGUUAUUACAUAUAACACAAUAAUCAGAAGCAUGUUCCUGAGAGGAAAGUUCAAUCAAGCAAUUACCUUUUGGUUGAAUCAAUUGAGAAAUGGAUGCCCCCCAUAUGUUAUAACUUCCACCGUCUUGGUUGAAUUAGUCUGGAAACAUUGUGGUAUAGAACAAGCGAUGGAGGUCUUAGAUGAAAUGGAAAUCAAGGGUUGCUACGUUGACGUAGUUCUGUAUAAUUCUCUUAUUAGUUCUGCAUGUAAAGUGGGUAAGUUUGAAGAUGUUAGGAUGGCCCUUUAUGAUCUCUUAUCGAGGGGGUUAGAGCCCAAUGUGAUAACUUUCAACACUUUGCUCCAUUGUAUUUGCAUCCUUGGCAGAUGGCAAGAGGCUGAAGAGCUUUUCUCUAUUAUGGACCAAACUUCAAAUACCCCAACUAUGGUUACUUACAAUAUAUUGAUCAAUAGCCUAUGCAAGUCUGGUCUAUUGGAUCGGGCAAUUGAUUUCUUAGCUCAGAUGGUCUCUCAGGGAUGCUCACCAGACAUAAUUACGUAUAAUACCUUUUUGGGUGCAAUGUGCAAAGAGGGUAUGGUGGAUGAAGCCUUUGAUGUACUCCAUGUUUUAAAAACCAAGGAUGUUUCUCUUGUUCAAGUUACAUAUAAUACUGUGAUUGAUGGUUUGGCGAAGAAGGGUGAUAUGGGAAAAGCUUUAGGGUUAUUAGGUGAGAUGAUUAGGGCAAAAAUUGAACCUGAUGAAAUCACUUAUACUUCUUUAAUUGGUGGGCUUUGUAGGACUGAUAUGGUGGAGGAGGCUGUGAAAAUGUUAAUGGAGAUGGUAAGGAAAAGAUUUAGGCCUCAAAUUAGUAGUUAUAAUUCAGUGAUUAAGGGUUUGUGCAUUGGGAACAAGGUGGAUGUUGCUAUAGAUAUACUGGAUAUGAUGGUUUCUAUGAGGUGUAGGCCUAAUGAAGCAACAUAUGGUGCAUUGAUUAGAGGUGUGGCUUCUGCUGGUAAGACAGAAGAGGCCAUUGAGCUGCAUAAAAAGCUUAUAGAGCGCAAGGUUCUUAGGAAAGAUGUCAGAGAAUACUGAAUAUGUUGGUGACGUCCUCUUAACAAGAUUUUUAUGGAGAAAGCUUAAGUGGUCCCUUUAGUUUCCAACCAAUAGCUAGUCUGAACCUUCAGCUGUGCCAGAUUAAGAUACUCAGGUUUUCAAUCUCAAUGAGGGAAAGUUUCAAUUUUGCAGAUUAAGAUACUGUCAACGGUUUUCAAUCUCAAUGAGGAAAAGUUUUGUAGAUUGAGAGAUAUUCAGAAAUUUGUUUCAAUGUAGUUACCUUAGAGUUAACCUUGAUUAUGGCAAGAAGAUGCUUGUCUUUUUCUCCUCUAAUGAGAACGUGCGCUUUUCUUUUGGUUUUUUUUUGUUCUUCUCCCUUUUCUUUUUGUUUUUGUUUCCUGUUUUGAUUGUGAAAUAUUGAUAGCUUAGUUUUUUUGUUUUCCCCCCCUUUUUUUUCCUGUCCUUAUUGUGAAGUAUUGAUAGCUAUGUAAGUUGAGGUAAAGAUUCUUUGCUCUUUUUCAUGUGCCAAA